Messenger RNA from Drosophila obscura, 1486 nucleotides. RefSeq names its product translation initiation factor IF-2. Gene Ontology annotation, biological process: positive regulation of Rho protein signal transduction. Gene Ontology annotation, molecular function: actin binding. Bases 12 to 1163 code for a protein of 383 amino acids. NCBI's taxonomy places the organism in Eukaryota, Metazoa, Arthropoda, Insecta, Diptera, Drosophilidae. The transcript is spliced from 3 exons. The record is from RefSeq and is a predicted model, not a curated record.
GCAGCAGCAGCAUGGCAGAUGUAUCGCAUGAACUGGGCGCCCUGCGCUUCGUAGUGGACUCGCCGCUCUCCUCCAAAGUGGCCAUGUUCAACAAUCAGGCGACGCAACACAAGCAGUCGCAGUUACUGAAUCCCUUCUCGCAGGAUGGACGCGCCUCGUCGCCGAAGCCAACCUUCUCUAAGGACCAGUAUGGCAAACCGCUGGCCGGCAGUCUGACAGAGGCACGCGGCCAGAAGGCCAACAUGCACGUGAUGAAGGAAAUGCUGGAGCUAUGCCAGAUCAUCAACACGGAGGGCUACGACGUCAAGGAUGAGCAAGGCAUGCGAGUGAUUCCCUUCGGCGAGUUGUUCAAUAUCUACAACUACAUCUCGGACAAGGUGGUGGGCAUAUUGUUGCGUGCCCGCAAGCACAAGUUGGUGGAGUUCGAGGGCGAGAUGUUGUACCAGCGCCGCGACGACAACGUGCCCAUAUUCCUGCUGAAGCCCAUCAGGGAGAUUCGCAGCGAGAUGGAGGCCAAGAUCGAGGAGAUCAAGCGCGCGGCGAGUCCGGCCCCUCCUCAGUCCACAUCGGUGCUGCUGGAUCGCAGCGCCCACGAGCAGCAUCUGAAGGCGCGAACACCGUCGCCGGCGGUCAAGUCGAAAGCAAAAGCGAAAUCACCGUCGCCGUCGGUUAGCCCAGCGGCCGCUGGAGAGAGCAAGCCACCACAGGCUGCUGCUCCGGCUCCUGCUCCAGCUGCCUCAGCUACAGCCGAGGUCAAGCCAGGCGCUGCUCCAGCUCAAGUUUCAGCAUCAAUCGCGGAGCCUGCGCCGACUGUGACAGUCACAGAAGCUCCAUCAAAUCCUGAGCCGCUGCCGGAGGCUGCCAAGCCAGAGGAGAGCCCCGUUCAGGCAGCGCCCGCCACAGUGGAAGUCGUGAGCCAGCCGCAACCAGAGGAUAAGCCUGUUCCUGUUGCAGCAGAGCUCAUACCAGUUUCCACCGAGGCCGAAAAAACAGAAGCCGCCUUGCCCACAAUUGUGAUUGAGGCGUCCGCAGUGUUUGUGCGCACUGUCAGCACGGAUCAGCCGGCAGCAGACCCCAGUCCCGCCGACACAUCAUCUGCGGCAGCCAAGGACGAAUCCACACCCACACUAACCCCCGUGAGCGCUGCGGGAGAUAGCGCCUAGGCAGCCGACCCACCCCUCCCCCCUAUGGAAUUUUGUUUUGAAAAGGAACUCGCAACUACUAAAGCCGCAGCUUUAAAGUGCAGUAGUUUAGUUUAAAGUUUAGUUAACCUAGAGUUUAACUUACGAUUAGUGCUGAGAUUAGCUGAGAAAACAAACACUGAAGACAGACUAGACCCAGACCCGAAACCGACUAUUUAUAAAGAAGUUUGUUUAGCGGACGACCAAAGAGAAGGCGGUAAAUUAUACAAAUAAAUACAUACUCGUACAUAUACAUAAAAAUACAUACAUAUAUUUAAAUACACUUAGCAUAAAAGUAUUAUACC